CUUUUAGACGUUUUCAGACGCCAUUUACCUGAGGGUAUAAAUACAGGGGUUGAAGAUAAGGUCUGUUCAGUCCAGCACCAGCUUCCGUACAGGCGAGACCUCUCUUCGUGUACAGUGAUGACCCACGAACAGGAGGAGACUAAUGGAUUGGGUGGGUUAUGUGGGUGGGAGAGUGGGCCAGAUCCAGCCCACCACGCCCACUUCUUGAGGUCAGCCUUGGAACUAUUGGUCGAUAAGGCGGUCCUCCAAUCAACAGACAGGAAUUCCAGGGUCGUAGAGUGGGUUCAACCUGACGACCUAAAGAAACGUCUACACCUGACCUUGGAAGACGACCCGGUGACCCAAGGUGACCUGUUGAAGUACCUAGACGAGGUCAUUAGGUACAGCGUGAAGACAGGUCAUCCCUACUUUAUCAAUCAGCUGUUUUCCAGUUUGGACGUGUACGGUCUGGUGGGACAGUGGGUGACAGAUGCUCUCAACCCAUCUGUCUAUACGUAUGAGGUGGCUCCUGUCUUCACCCUGAUGGAGUUUGAAGUCCUGUCAGAGAUGGCCAAACACGUCGGGUAUGAGGAACACGAUGGAUUAUUCUCACCGGGUGGCUCCAUCUCUAAUAUGUAUGGCAUGUUGCUGGCCCGGUAUUAUCGCUUCCCUGAGAUCAAGAAACAAGGCAUCACCGGCCUUGGACGUUUGGUAGCCUUCACGUCCAUUGAUGCCCACUAUUCCGUGGUCAAGUCCGCCAUCACCCUUGGACUUGGUUCUGAUAAUCUGAUUCUCGUUAACGUGGAUGAGAACGGGAGGAUGGAUGUUAACCACCUUAAGGAAUGUAUUACCAAAGCCAGAGAAGAAGGGGGUGUACCGUUCAUCGUUUGUGCUACAGCAGGUACGACAGUGUUAGGUGCUUAUGACCCCAUCGAAAGAGUGAGUCAGGUGUGUCAAAUUGAAGGUCUGUGGUUGCACGUGGACGCCGCUUGGGGUGGUGGGGCGCUGCUGUCACCCUUACAUAAACACAAACUGCGUGGCAUUCACAGAGCUGACAGCAUUACCUGGAACCCACAUAAGCUCCUGGCAUCACCUCAGCAAUGUUCAGUCUUCUUAACACGCCACGUUGGUCUGCUGAAGGACUGUAACUCUGCCAGUGCUGCUUACCUGUUCCAGAGGGAUAAAUUUUAUGACACUUCCUACGACACUGGCGAUAAACAUCUCCAGUGCGGGCGAAGAGCAGAUGUUCUCAAGUUCUGGACGAUGUGGAAGGCUAAGGGCACAAAAGGACUCACCAAACAUAUCGAGAAGCUUUUCACCAUGUCCAAGCUCUUCGCUGAUAAGAUACGGUCAAGAGACGGGUUCACACUCCUCUUGGAACCUGAAUGUACUAAUGUUUGUUUCUGGUACGCCCCACCUUCCCUACGAGGGCAUGAGGACAACCCUGAUUACACCACACGUCUCCAUGCUGUGGCGCCACGGAUCAAGGAGAGGAUGGUGAAGGAAGGUACAAUGAUGAUAACGUAUCAACCUCUACGGGAGAGACACAACUUCUUCAGGCUGGUCCUUCAGAACUCUCAGGUUAAUGAAGAUGAUAUUGAUUACUUCGUCAGGCAGAUAGAGAUUCAUGGUAGUGAUCUAUAAGCGCCCCACAGUGCCACAUGACCUCAGUAAUGAGUAUAAUUGACCUCUUAGUGCCAUAGAGUCAUCUGGGGCUCUCAUUAUUGACAUCUAAAGCCCUCAUAGACUCUUGAUAUUGACCUCUUAGUGCCAUAGGGUCAUCUGGGGCUCUCAUUAUUGACAUCUAAAGCCCUCAUAGACUCUUGAUAUUGACCUCUUAAGCCCUCAGUGCCAUGGGGUCAUCUGGGGCUCUAUAAUUGACCUUUAACGACCAUUGACCCAAUUGGGUAUCCUAGUGAUGACCUCAACAAGCAUUAGGUAGUCAUGUGACCAUCAGAACUACCUUGGUAUAGUGCCUUUAGGGUGCCAUACGACCCUCAGAGUUUAAUAAAGACCUCGAGGCUUCUGUACGACCUCCAGAAGCCCCCACAACGACCUCAAGGCUUCCGAAUGAUCACUAAAUAACUUCAGAG
Homarus americanus (American lobster) is the source of this 2072-nucleotide messenger RNA. It is a transcript of the gene black, whose product is annotated as cysteine sulfinic acid decarboxylase-like. The transcript is spliced from 12 exons. Gene Ontology annotation, molecular function: carboxy-lyase activity; pyridoxal phosphate binding. The coding region runs from base 118 to 1623 and encodes 501 amino acids. NCBI's taxonomy places the organism in Eukaryota, Metazoa, Arthropoda, Malacostraca, Decapoda, Nephropidae. The record is from RefSeq and is a predicted model, not a curated record. Gene Ontology annotation, cellular component: cytoplasm. Gene Ontology annotation, biological process: carboxylic acid metabolic process.